AUGACAACAGGGACAGUAUCCACUUGUUUGGCUACAGCAGCAGAUAUCGCUUGCAUAGAUCCUCUUAUUGGCAGUGAUCUCUGUCCUCUUCUUCGGCAAUUCGGUGCAGCGAUGAGCAAAGCUCGGUUCGAUGAUGCUCGAGGACUGAUUGAAUCAUUUCGAGGAACGCGAGUUCCAAUAUCAUCUAGUGCGGAAGAUUGUCUUUGCCACUUGCUUCUUUCUGCUUGUAUUCAGAUAGUAAAAGCAGAGAGCGCAUAUUAUUCCCUAAAUUUUAUGGUAACAAAGGCCUUUUUUCGACGAGAAAGCACUCUAUUGUUAGCUUAUACACAGAUCAAGGCCGAACUAUGUCAAAUGGAUGAUGUAAUAGGAAAUGCUAAGAUUUCAGCAGCAGAGGAUAUUAGACGACGUCUGAUUGAUUUUACCAGUGCCAGAGUUUCAAUGAUUAAUGUUUACAAUUCAUUUCUAGUUGAAAAUUUUGGUCUUCCAAGUGAACUGACAGCUUUGACGACAGUCCUUUCAUCGGUCGAACAUCUAUUAAUGCUUUUAGUUAACCAUGAAUCGCUUACAUUUUUAUUUACUUUUGUCAUUAACGAGGUAGUGGUAAUGAAACUGCUUUUGGAGGUACAGCUGACUCUCAUACGAUGUGAGUUCUUGCAGUCACUGAUUAAGUUGAAGAGUGCACACAUUAAACUCCAGUCUUGGUUUAAUUCUGUCGGUUAUAAGCAUGCACAAAUCAAAGCAACAGCGAAGUUCUUUGGUCUCGGACCUCAGGUUCAGUGUUCUUCUUUGAGACUAUGUGGUUGGACUUAUGAAUUUUACAUGCUGUUAUUGGCGAAGUUUUCCUUAUAUUUCCAUGAUUCGCUACAGCCACAAUGCUCAUCAGGCGACUUUGAUCAUGCAAUUAGUGUUAUGAAAUCACCGAAUUUUGUUCAAUUAUUUGCUACAUUUCGUCGCAAAAUGGAGCCUUUAUAUAUUCUCUUGAUUGCUAAUCGUUGCGAUGCUUCAGAUAUAUCACCUCUUAUUGGUUAUGGCUGCGCAUCUGAUCUUGACGAUGGAGAAGGUGAAUUGCGAAAGAAAUUUUUAGUUUUUUUCAAAAUAGGUGGUGAAGCAAAAGAAAUGAAUAUAUUGCUUCCGUCGAUUUCUAUACUUAUACAAGAAGCAGGUGCUAAAAAGUCUGGAACAGAUCGUAUUACAUACUGUUAUGAUCAACUUAUGUCCAGGAGCUUCUUCGUAUUAUUGGUGGAAUAUAAUUUAUAUGUAACGAUUAUUUUUGAUCGAAGAGUUAGCGAACGUGAUAAUACAGUGGUUAGCUUUCUGUUGAAUAGUUGCAGUCAGUUGCGAUGCACUAAAAUCUGUCAAAGUUGGCGGAAAUUUUCAACAUAG
Molecule: messenger RNA, 1383 nt
Organism: Brugia malayi
Lineage: Eukaryota; Metazoa; Nematoda; Chromadorea; Rhabditida; Onchocercidae
Exons: 9
Coding region: 1-1383 (460 amino acids)
Biological process (GO): cellular response to glucose starvation; protein localization to lysosome; cellular response to amino acid starvation
Cellular component (GO): KICSTOR complex
Source: RefSeq, a predicted model, not a curated record